CUCGCUAAGUGUUUCCCUUGAUGUGAAAUCGCCAUAAGUGAAUGUCACGCCGCCCCCUUCUAAUCUCAUUAUCGGCGUGCUCUUUCAAGCAACGUCCUUGCAAGGACCAAAAGAUCAUCGACAGCGGGAGCGGCGAUCCUCGGAUGUCAACAUCCUCCUGUUGGAUCUUGGAGCACACUCCCCUCCACGGACCAGACACGCCGUCGUCAUAGUAACGACGCGGUGAAAAUUCGCGGUCGUCGCCGCCGCCGACACGAGAUUCCCGUGUGCUGCGCUCGGACGCUUGUUACGUUGUGCCCGCUCUCCAGUGAAACUCAAGGGUGGAUUGGAGUUGCGAUGGGAUCUUAAACCAACAAGGAAAAGGGCUGCGUGCCCUUUUACAAACAAAAUGAAUGGCUUACCACCGCUGGGAAGAGAGCAGAAUGUUUGUCUACCAAUUAGUCCGGCAACAACUCCCGGAGCAUCAUCAACAGUUGAUGACGAGCACCUUUUGGUUCCAUUGCCCAUCCAACGCAGAAAUCGUAAAAAAUGGAAAGACUUCACUAAAAAAUGGAAAAUACCUUUAAAAGAUUUUCCAUGGCCCAUUUUAACCACCAGUAUUUUACAGAUCCUUUUUCAUGUAAUUUCAAAUGAAGAUUUCCGAAAACAGUUACGAUUUGAACCGAAAAAACAGACUGAAGUGUGGAGAUUUGUCACCUACAUGCUGGUUCACGACGACUGGUAUCACUUGAUAUUUAACAUACUCAUGCAGUGCCUUUUCGCCACCUUUUUGGAAAGAAGACAAGGUCGAUUGUCAGUGAUGUCCGUGUACGUUGUCGGAGGAAUGACUGGGGUGCUUGGAGCGUCCUGCGUCCAUCCAGAUCUUGUAAUUGGAGCUUCCGCUGGAGUAUAUGCCUUGCUUAUGUCCAAUUUGGCUGAUAUUAUGUUGAAUUUGGAAACUAUAAAAUAUAAAUUUAUUAGAAUUGUUUACAUAGUCAUAAUAGUAGUUUCCGAUAUCAUCUACAAUGUGAUACAUUUUUAUUCAAAAGAUGAACCUUUGAUAUCAUGGGGAGCACACAUUGUCGGAGGCAUAACAGGUGUACUGGUGGGACUGAUCCUCUUUAAACGUAACAAAGAGGAAGACGAACGGCUUAAGCGACGCAACAGAAUAUUCUUUUGGUGUGGGGUAAUUUUGUAUUGUUUCCUGUUUCUCUUUCUAAUUCUUCUCUCUAUACAAAUUAAAAAAUGUACCCCAAAAAAUACUUAUCAAAAAUAUGUAUAUUUCUGUUAAAGAUGACAUGUUACAUUAUUUCCUUGAAAGACUGACUAGAUCAAAAUGUUAUCUUAAACGAAUACAAGAACGAAGUUGAUCUCAACUAAAAUUCGAUAAAUGAAUUGAAUAAACCUAUUGUUGCUAUUGUAGUACAUGACUCGACAAUCAGGUAAAUUACAACUUUGCCAAUCAAUUAAUGAAAGAGCAAAACGUAAUUUAGAAAUAUUGUGUUCUAAAACCAAAUACUAUAUAGAAUUUAGACAUAGGUACAUUUUUUUAUUAACUAUAUACUUAAAUGUCAUUGUUUUAAUUGUUUUGUUUAGAAAUUUUAUGCAAUUAUGUUAUUACAUUGAUGAAACUUACUCAGGAAAUUUUGGCCAAUAAUGUGUAGUAAUGUGAUGCCAAUUAUUUCUUUACUUGGGAAUAAAAAUGUGA
Molecule: messenger RNA, 1687 nt
Organism: Aethina tumida (small hive beetle)
Lineage: Eukaryota; Metazoa; Arthropoda; Insecta; Coleoptera; Nitidulidae
Product: protein rhomboid
Exons: 4
Coding region: 389-1270 (293 amino acids)
Cellular component (GO): membrane
Molecular function (GO): serine-type endopeptidase activity
Source: RefSeq, a predicted model, not a curated record